GAACCGCAGGUACAGCUGGGAGACGCACAUACAUUUUGUGGGAGCUUCUUUCCACGCAUGAGACAUAAUAGGACGCACGGCAUCGUCAAAAUGAGCUAAUGCAGAAAUUACGUUCAACUUUUUAUGCUGGACCUCUGAUUGCGUUUUAACAGAGGAAGGAACACAUAAUUGCCUAAAACAAAAAUAAACCAACAAUGAAAGAAAAAUCUAAGAAUGCCGCCCGGACUAGACGGGAAAAAGAAAAUAGUGAAUUCUACGAACUGGCAAAAUUGUUGCCCUUGCCCUCGGCCAUCACAUCCCAGCUUGACAAAGCUUCCAUCAUACGAUUGACAACUAGCUACUUGAAAAUGAGAAUUGUCUUUCCUGAAGGUCUUGGAGAAUCGUGGGGUCACGUGAGCCGAACCAGCUCACUGGAUAAUGUGGGUCGCGAGCUGGGUUCCCACUUACUUCAGACAUUAGACGGGUUUAUUUUUGUGGUGGCUCCCGAUGGAAAAAUUAUGUACAUCUCAGAGACUGCCUCGGUUCAUUUGGGUCUGUCACAGGUAGAGCUUACUGGAAAUAGCAUUUAUGAAUACAUUCAUCCCGCCGACCAUGACGAAAUGACGGCGGUGCUUACAGCACACCAACCGUAUCAUUCUCACUUUGUGCAAGAGUAUGAAAUGGAGAGGUCGUUUUUCUUGAGAAUGAAAUGUGUUCUGGCGAAAAGAAAUGCCGGCUUGACUUGCGGUGGAUACAAGGUGAUCCAUUGCAGCGGCUACCUGAAGAUCCGUCAAUACAGCCUGGAUAUGUCCCCCUUUGACGGGUGUUACCAGAAUGUGGGGCUGGUGGCUGUGGGUCACUCUCUGCCCCCAAGUGCCGUCACAGAGAUUAAACUGCACAGUAACAUGUUCAUGUUCCGAGCCAGUCUGGAUAUGAAGCUCAUCUUCUUGGAUUCCAGGGUGGCGGAGCUGACCGGGUACGAGCCCCAGGACCUGAUCGAGAAGACCCUCUACCACCACGUCCACAGCUGUGACACCUUCCACCUGCGCUGCGCGCACCACUUGUUGUUAGUGAAGGGGCAGGUCACCACCAAAUACUACAGGUUCCUGGCGAAGCAAGGAGGGUGGGUGUGGGUACAGAGCUACGCCACCAUCGUGCACAACAGCCGGUCCUCACGACCCCACUGCAUCGUCAGCGUCAACUACGUCCUCACGGACACUGAGUAUAAGGGGCUGCAGUUAUCCCUGGACCAGGUGACCUCCAGCAAGCCAACAUUCCCCUACAGCAGCACUGUCACCAGCAUCGCCGACAGCAGGAAGGGGAGUAAAUCACGCGUGGCGCGCUCUAAAGCCAAGGCUCGCCUCUCCCCCUACCCACAGUACCCCGGCUUCCACGCCGAGCGCUCCGAGUCGGACCAGGACAGCCCGUGGGGCGGGAGCCCGCUGACGGACUCUGCCUCUCCACAGCUGCUGGACCACAGAGAGGGUGGGGAGGCGUCGUGUGCGUACCGGCAGUACCCGGACCCCGCCUCUCUGUGCUAUGGCCUGCCCCUGUCCGAGGAGCGCCACGCGCACUCUCAGGCCUGCGACCGCGGCCGCUGCGACGCCGGCCGCUACUUCCUGGGCACACCCCAGCCCGGCCGCGACGGCUGGUGGGGAGCGGCCCGCGCCGUGCUCCCGGUGCCCAAAUCCUCGCCCGAGAACGGAGAGGCCUACGAGGGGGGCAUGCCUCACAUCGCCUCCAUCCACAGCUUACACGGUGAAGGCCACUGGGACGAGGACAGCGUGGUGAGCUCUCCUGACGGCGGGUCGGCCAGCGACUCCGGCGACCGUUACCGGGGCGACCACUUCCGCGGGAGCCCCCAGGAGCCCAGCAAGAUGGAGACGCUGAUCCGGGCCACGCAGCAGAUGAUCAAGGAGGAGGAGAGCCUCCUGCAGCUGCGCAAGGGCCCUGCCGAGCCGUUGGGGCCUGCCAACGGCCUCUCCAAGGGCCCCGGCCCCUGCUUCGCUGCCGACUUCCCCCAGGGGGCGCUGCAGGGCGUGGUGUGCCGGGGGCCGGGCGUGGCCCUGGCCUGCGAGCACCUCCAGAACCGCGACGGCAAGAUGAUCAGUCCCCACGGCAACGAGCACGAGGGCAGCCCCGCCCCGCUCUCGCGCAUCAGCAGCCCCGUCUCCGAGCGGCUGCCCAAGGCCAAGGACUACCUGCAGGGGGAGCUGUCCCCCCAACAGCCCCGGGGCACCCACUGCGCCCCCUCCCCCACCUUCUACUCUCCGCACCACCGGCAGUACCUGGACAAGCACGCGGCCUACUCGCUCACGGGCUACGCGCUGGAACACCUGUACGACGCGGAGAGCCUGAGGGGCUACUCGCUGGGCUGCCCCAGCACGCACUACGACGUGACCUCUCACCUCCGAAUGCAGCCGGACCCGACCGGGGGGCACAAGGGGACGUCCGUCAUCAUCACCAACGGGAGCUGACGCUCGUGAGGCAAAGGGAAGCACGCAAACACGUCCCCCCGCCGCCCCUCCUCCACCACACGAAGGACACCAGAAACUAAACACAAAACACUGUUCUAGAUUUGUUCCUUUUUUCUAUGGUCUUUUUUCACAUGCCCCUCGGCAUCGUGGGUAAUCAGGUCUUUGGUCCUGCACUAGAACGAUUCAGGAAAACAGGAAUGGAAUAGAAGCGUGGCUUUGUCAUUAGUCAGAGAGAGAGAGAGAGAGAGAGAUAGAGAGAGAGAGGGAGAGAGGGAAAGGAUAUGUUUUAAAAUGCACUUUCACAGCAUUCUGGAUGUCUUUCAGCGUGUCUCGUUAACCUUUAGCGAUCUUUUUUUAAAAGCUGGGCCGAGUUAUAGAUAAACCCGCAGUCUGACUAUUUUCUGCACCGUCGCACACGCACGCAGUGGGAGAGAACGAAUUCAGGCCGGCACCGAGAUCUGUUCCAACUGGAGCACAACAGCAGGAGAUAAAAGAAGACUGGAUUCGGUCAGCUCUGUUUUUUUUCUUUCUUUUUUUUCCGCUGUUUUUUUUUUUCACAGGGCAAUAGAGAAUAUGCAAUUUUAUUGUAUUCACAGUUUUAGACCUCUAAAAACAACACGGCAGAAGAGAAACAGGCGCAAGCUCUUUUUUUUGAAAAUGUUGAGGAGAACAGGACUCUAACCCCGACCUGCUUUCCCCUGAUUGGACUGUCACAGUGUGGCCGUGUCGCCAUCUUUGGAGUACAGUGUUUCUGUUCACCAGGCUCAUGCCUCUGUUUGAGAAAUGUUCACGGUUUUCAGUUUGCUUCACGCAGUCAGUUGUAGCCUUAAGGGAUGUAAGAAUGUAGAUACAAUUUGUACUUUUUACCCCCCAGUUUCUCGACCCUUACAUCUAAAUGUUGGAGACUGUGUGGUUUGACUGCCUGUGGCUCCCUCACUGUAUAAAGUGGCUAUUCUCUAGAUUUAUUUAUGAUGUAAAUACGCCUGGGAAAAAAUGACUUUUGAGGUACAGGUGCAAAAAUGUAUUUAUUAUGUGAAUGAUAAUGUUUUCUUUUGGUUUUGAAAUAUAGUUGCAAUCAAACAAA
Messenger RNA from Conger conger (European conger), 3540 nucleotides. RefSeq names its product SIM bHLH transcription factor 1a (gene sim1a). Gene Ontology annotation, molecular function: DNA-binding transcription factor activity, RNA polymerase II-specific; RNA polymerase II transcription regulatory region sequence-specific DNA binding; protein dimerization activity. The coding region runs from base 195 to 2456 and encodes 753 amino acids. Gene Ontology annotation, biological process: regulation of transcription by RNA polymerase II. The record is from RefSeq and is a predicted model, not a curated record. The transcript has 11 exons. Lineage: Eukaryota; Metazoa; Chordata; Actinopteri; Anguilliformes; Congridae.